AUGCGUGGUAAUGGCCCCAUAAGGCUGUGCCAGUGGGAAGCCCUCCUUGAACGUGUGGUUAAUUGGACUUGGUGGGUCUGUGAGUGGAUGAUUCAGGAAGCCGAAGCCGAAACCCUCAGCUCGGCAUGGAGAGCGGCUCCCCUGUUGGCCCUGGGUUCAUCUGAGGCUGGCUUGGAAGGUUUGGGCACCGUGUGGACCAGUUCUUUCAUCUCUGCUGAGCUCAGCAGUGACAGCGCUGAGCAGAGAAGAAAACUUUCCAGUGAAGGCCCCUUUCAGGGCUGGGCCCACCCCUUCCACCCAGGGCUGCCCAUCCAGGACUGA
Loxodonta africana (African savanna elephant) is the source of this 321-nucleotide messenger RNA. RefSeq names its product saitohin (gene STH). The record is from RefSeq and is a predicted model, not a curated record. Lineage: Eukaryota; Metazoa; Chordata; Mammalia; Proboscidea; Elephantidae.